AUGGGAGAUCGAAGUAACGGUGACGUUCUGAUGCUGGAGGCUCCACCGUCUUACGGUAGCAGGUCAAGCAAUUCCGACGCCGAAAUCAUCGACGCACUGCCUUACAUCGACGACGACUACAACAACCCUAGGGUCAAAUUCGAAGUCGACCGUCUCGUCGAAGAAGAGAUGCGCCGGAGCUCCAAGAAACCCGCUGAUUUCCUCAAAGAUUUCCCACCUCUUCCCACUUUCAAUUUUCAGGAGUAUCCAAUGAUUGGUAGAGAGUAUGAGCGUGUGAGAGCUGGUAGGCCUCCAAUUUCACUUGAUAGGUCCAGAUAUGAGUUGGAACUGCCACCGAUCAAUAAAAGGAACGAUGAAACUGCUUGGAAACUAGCUCUUCAAAAAGCUCAGCGACUACUUCAAUAUCAGACAAUGAGGAUGGAAAAUUUGGAUUUGUUGUUGAAAUAUGGUCCUGAUGCCUGGAAACAGCACAACCUGCGAUUGGAAGUAUACUUGUCAAGAAUGCAGAAAUUAGCUCAGGAACAAAAUGAUAAGAUUGAAAAAGUCAACCGUGAAGGAGAUCAAGCUUUGAUGACGAAGUGGAUUGUGAAGGAGAUCGGAACGAGAAGGAAGAAAGAGAUCCGGCGGCGGCCAUGGCACCAGCGUUCCAAGGGUUCCUUUUUCGCUACAGCUUUGCGUUUCAUUUCUUGGGUCUGGGUCUUCCAACGACCCGGCCCAUUUCCCUUAAACCCAAGCUCAUUUUCUUUUUUAACUUAA
Messenger RNA from Vicia faba (fava bean), 756 nucleotides. The record is from the annotation of a GenBank genome assembly. Lineage: Eukaryota; Viridiplantae; Streptophyta; Magnoliopsida; Fabales; Fabaceae.